Molecule: messenger RNA, 1197 nt
Organism: Danio rerio (zebrafish)
Lineage: Eukaryota; Metazoa; Chordata; Actinopteri; Cypriniformes; Danionidae
Gene: opn8c
Product: opsin 8, group member c
Biological process (GO): detection of visible light; G protein-coupled receptor signaling pathway; phototransduction, UV
Cellular component (GO): plasma membrane; membrane
Molecular function (GO): 11-cis retinal binding; G protein-coupled receptor activity
Source: RefSeq, marked provisional
AUGUUAUCGAACUUAUUGAGAAAUGGAGAGCUUCGUGCAGGGAACUCUAGCGCAGACAGCUUUACCUCAAAACUUGCUCCAGCUCUUGAUAUCGCGGUUGGAUUAAUCAUAAUGUCCAUUGUGAUACUGUCAGUUCUGGGGAAUGGAGUCGUGUUGGUCAUCUCGUAUCGCCGCAGGAAGAAGAUAGCCGGUUCAGAGCUGCUGUGUGUCAAUUUGGCGGUGGUUGACUUUCUUUGCUGCAUCUGCUUCUACCCACUGUCCAUCCUGUCGUCUUUUAGCCACGUAUGGCUGGGACGUCACAUUACCUGUGUGUAUUAUGGUCUGGGCUGCUACAUCUUUGGCCUCUGCGGCAUGUUUACCAUUGCCGCCAUCAGCGUCAUUCGCUACAUCAAGACUUGUUAUGCUAUCUGGCUUGAAGGAGUCAACAUACGCCUGGUUUGUGUAGCCACAUGGUUAAUUGCUGCUGUUUGGUCGUCCUUUCCGCUGUUCGGAUGGGGCGAGUACGUGCCUGAACCAUAUGGCAUUUCUUGCACCAUAGCCUGGCGCCGUUACCAUACAUCCACAAAAGAUGCUAUUUAUGUGAUCUGCUCCUUUGCCUGCUUCGUGCUUCUUCCUGUCCUGCUUAUCAUGGUCUCACAGUGCAAAAUCUUGCUGAAGAUCUAUCGCUUUUCACGCACACUUUCUGCUAGAGGCAUUCACUGCAACCUCCGCCAUGCAGAAAAACACCUUUCUGUGAUGUUUUUCUGCAUAAGUUUGGGCUUUAUCCUUGCCUGGGCUCCCUACGCUGUUGUUUCCUUCCUAUUCAUCUUCCACAAAGACGCUCAGUAUAUGGCACCAGAAGGCUUCAUCUUCCCUGCACUAUUUGCUAAAAGCUCCCAUGUCUACAACCCGUUCAUUUACUUUUACUUCAAUAAAGCUUUUAGACAGGAGCUGCGAAACCUUCUAUUCUCAUUGUUCCCGAAACUUGCCCUCAACCGUGUUGGAGUGUACACAGACAAUGGUGUUCAUCCCAUUCAGAUCCAACUACAGGAGCAGGCGGUGGCUCGUGCUGGUAGAGGACCUAACCUACUUAGAGACCAGAGUGACCAAAACCCAGGUCUCUAUAGUCAGAUGAUCUGCUGGGUCUCCAAGGUAGAAGUGACACCCAGCAAUGGUGAGCCGAGAGUUGACUGUCAGUUUUUACCAACCUCAACCUAA